Molecule: messenger RNA, 451 nt
Organism: Leptinotarsa decemlineata (Colorado potato beetle)
Lineage: Eukaryota; Metazoa; Arthropoda; Insecta; Coleoptera; Chrysomelidae
Product: neuroligin-4, Y-linked
Source: RefSeq, a predicted model, not a curated record
AUGGAAAGUAAGAGUUGGUCGAUCCUGCUGGUUUUUAUUGUAACGACCGUGCUUCUGGGGGUAGAAGGUGAUAACAGUUUCAUGAAAAACGCGAAAAUCAGCACGAGAAUCAUCCAAACACGUUACGGAAGACUACAGGGGCUCAUCCUGCCCAUGGACUCUCACCGAUUUCUGAAACCGAUAGAAGUGUUCUUGGGAGUGCCCUACGCGACUCCCCCUGUACAAUCGAACCGGUUUAGCCCUACGCGCACGCCCAGUCCUUGGGACGGGAUUCGUGUUUCGGAUAAGUUGGGUCCGGUGUGCCCACAAAAACUUCCGGACAUCUCUAACGAAACCGCAGCUCUCGAAAGGAUGCCUAAGGGGAGGUUGGAGUAUUUGAGGAGGCUGCUUCCUUUCCUGAAGAACCAAAGCGAAGACUGUCUCUACUUGAAUAUAUACGCUCCGGCACAAG